Molecule: messenger RNA, 818 nt
Organism: Rosa chinensis
Lineage: Eukaryota; Viridiplantae; Streptophyta; Magnoliopsida; Rosales; Rosaceae
Product: AT-rich interactive domain-containing protein 3-like
Exons: 9
Coding region: 218-523 (101 amino acids)
Biological process (GO): regulation of transcription by RNA polymerase II
Cellular component (GO): nucleus
Molecular function (GO): DNA binding
Source: RefSeq, a predicted model, not a curated record
AGGGGUAGAUUCUCAUGCUGCACAGGACUUGUACUAUUGUCUCUUGGACUUUUCGGAUUUUCUACGAGAAGGCAUUACUUGAGUUUGAAAAGCAUAGAUGGCAUGGCAGUGAGCUUGCUCUUCCUGAACCUUCUAGAGUUGAGAUUCGGGCUGAUGGUAGUCAAACUUGUGGAUCAGGCAGGACACUAAGGGAUGCUGCAGCAGUGCAGCUCGUGCCAUGCAGGGUUGGCACUCUCAAUGCCUUUUUGGAAAUGGCGAGGAGAAGCAUUUGAGUACUAUGCCAAAAAGCGACAAGCAGCUCAAGAGCUCUGGUUUGUUAAAGCGGAAAAAGCUAUCUCCUGGGGAUUGUGCUGCCCAGAUUACUGACAUGAAAGCGACAAAGCCACGGUUAGAUAUGACUGUAUUCGAUAUUGGACAGCCAGCAGAUUGGGUGAAAAUUAACGUGAAACGAUUUAGCGACUGCUUUGAGGUAUGUGCCCUGGUUCCUGGACUUCUGCGUGAGGAGAUCGAAUUACGCAUAUGAUAAUUUUACUACCUUAUAACAGAGGACGUCUAAAACAACAAAGUGGCAGCGACGAUCCGAAUUGUUCUACACCCAAAAGGAUGUUGAUGUUGUGAGGUCAGAGUGGGCUAAGUUUGUGAUGAAGUAUCAUAUUGCAUUGCUGUGAUGGUUGUUCAAGGCAGGGCUCUUAUUUUGGUAUUUUGAUCACCUGCCUCCUGCUAGCUGGUUUUAGUUUUUGCUUUAGUUAUAGGCAUGGUUAAUGCGCAGUUGAAGGCAUUUUUGUUUUGGUAUUUUGAUGAGCCUCCUGCUAGCUAGU